AGGCGUCGUAAAAUCCAAAAUACACUCUCAAAAUGCUUGCUGUGGAAAGACGCCCUACGACACUGAAACACAGCUCUGUUGUUCAGGAACCAUACAACCAAAAUUCUAUGGCAGUACUCAAGCCAGAUGCUGUGGAUCGGCUCGUUACAACCCCUCCUCCCAAGGAUGCUGUGCUGGGAAACAGCCAUAUUACACAACUACACAUCUCUGUUGCGGAGGAAAAGUCCAACCAAAAUUCUAUGGCAGUACUCAAGCCAGAUGCUGUGGAUCGGCUCGUUACAACCCCUCCUCCCAAGGAUGCUGUGCUGGGAAACAGCCAUAUUACACAACUACACAUCUCUGUUGCGGAGGAAAAGUCCAACCAAAAUUCUAUGGCAGUACUCAAGCCAGAUGCUGUGGAUCGGCUCGUUACAACCCCACCCCCCAACGAUGCUGUGCUGGGAAACAGCCAUAUUACACAACUACACAUCUCUGUUGUUCAGGAACCAUCCAACCAAAAUUCUAUGGCAGUACUCAAGCCAGAUGCUGUGGAUCGGUUCGUUACAACCCCGCCCCCCAACGAUGCUGUGCUGGGAAACAGCCAUAUUACACAAAUACGCAUCUCUGUUGUUCAGGAACCAUCCAACCAAAAUUCUAUGGCAAUACACAAGCCAGAUGCUGCGGAUCGGCUCGUUACAAACCCUCUUCCCAAGGAUGCUGUGCUGGGAAACAGCCAUAUUACACAUCUACACAUCUCUGUUGCGGAAGAACGGUUGUUCGCAAAACAAAGGAUGCUGCCUGCUGUGGAAGUAGAGUUUAUAACACCGAAACCCAGGUAG
Messenger RNA from Stylophora pistillata, 818 nucleotides. RefSeq lists its product as uncharacterized. The record is from RefSeq and is a predicted model, not a curated record. NCBI's taxonomy places the organism in Eukaryota, Metazoa, Cnidaria, Anthozoa, Scleractinia, Pocilloporidae.